Molecule: messenger RNA, 3513 nt
Organism: Pseudo-nitzschia multistriata
Lineage: Eukaryota; Bacillariophyta; Bacillariophyceae; Bacillariales; Bacillariaceae
Source: the annotation of a GenBank genome assembly
CAAGUAAGGAGUAGAAAGUGGUAAGAGGUAUUUCAUUAAUCUUCGACUAAGACGACUCAAUUUAUUAGAAUUUAUUAGAAGUACAAAAUUAGUUCUUGAAUCAAUCUCGCUUCGACUUCUAAUUUUUGACACAGGGGAAGCAUCAGUCCCGCCUUGUGAAUCACCAAUAAUUUUGACUCUUUGUUCUUCAUACGGUAGUUUUUGGCGCGAAGAACGAGUUUGUACGGAACUGAAACAUUAUCUUAGGUACCGCAUGGUACCGUACAGUAACUGUUACAAGUACGAGUACCGUACGACGAUUCUUAGCUCCAUUUGCAGCAUUUUUUUCUGUACCGUACAGUACUGUACUUCAGUUCCUGGAACCAGUACCGGUAGGGUUUCAAUGAUUGUUGAUCGUGUGCACAAGUCCAAAAAUUCAUGCUAUUGUCAGAGUCCCAAUUCAACAGGAUCGCUUUAUCGACAAUUCAAUACCACGCUCCGAUUCGAUCAUGCCAUCGUCUAGCAGUAGAGCAUCGGCAAGGAAGAAGCGCCCCUCUCGUGAUCUGAGCGAUAGUGAUGACAGCGAUGACGACGAGCUGUUCGCCGAUGCCUUUUCCGCCAGCAGAUCUUCGAUACGAAGAAGUGCCAGAGAUGCCGAAGCCAAAAAGAAAAAGCGCAUGGCCCAGAUGAACGCUUUGUUCGACGACGGCAGGAUAAAGCUACAACGAGAGAGCCGCAUGGACGAAAUCCACCGACGAAACAGCGAUCUCCUACGAGACAAUGAUCUUGAAAAGAAACAGGCUGCUGCAGAUACCCAUAGUGAAAGCGAUGGUGACAAACCUGGUAACGAAAAGAGUGAUUCCCAGGAAGAUCAUCAAGAGAGCUAUUACGGAAACCUACAGCCAGUCGAUACCAAGGAAACUCUGUGUUUGGGAUCGCGAAGGACUCUGCAGUUAUCCAAUGUUAUGGACAUAAGCUCAUCACUUGGCCCGGGCAACAAAAAGUCUCGUUGUGCUACUACGGCAUGCACUACGGCAUGGUCGAGCUUCGAUGAGGCCCUCACCGAUUUCCGGACCCUUCUCUUGAUAAACCAGCAGCAGCAAAUCACAUCUCAAUUUACGUCUCUCCGCGAGGAGCUAUUGCAAUCUCGAGUAACCAAAUCGCAAAACUUGUUUCGUAUGUAUCUCAAAGAACAGCUGAUGUGCAAGCAAGAAAAUGCCGAUCGGGUCAAGCGCAUCCCCGUCGAUAUAUUGAGAUGGCUGAUGUCGCUGGCUUGUGGUCCGAUGGCCCGUGGAUGUUCGAUCGGCAACAGCGGCAACAGUAGCAGCAGCAGCAAAAACAAUCAGAUGAAUAGAGAAACAAAAAUGACGAAGCAAUCGAGUACGGGGAGAACUAAAAAGGUUGCGGAAAAGGAAAACAGUUCUAGCCGGACGACAGAUUCAGAAGCAUCGCUAAGAAUUUGGAGUGACGCCAAACUUGGCUGUUAUCGAACCCUUUCUAAUCUUUGGUCUCACGGUUUGGGAUUUCCCCUGCAGCAAGAAGAAAAUAAGGAAGUUUACUUACUUUCGCUUUCGGCCUUGUCUGAUCAGCUAUGCCAAUGGUUUGGAUCGACUUUACCGUUGGAGACGAGGAGAGAAAAUAAGGGGAAGAAUGAGAAUGCGGAUAACCGGAUUGGUAAUGCUGUAUCUGAGGUCCGACCUUCGUCGUCGCCGUCGACUUCGCCGGCUACCGGGUUAGUUGGUAAAAAUAACCAAGGUUCGAUCCGUCUUGUGAAUGAUCGCGAUGCCCUGUCACACUUUCUGGAAUUAUGGGCUCUAGCCCUUCGACAACAGAAUUAUAAUAGCAUGAUCGAGAACAAUGUAUUUCUAGUGGAUUUUUGCUACGACAAGAAUGAUCGUGAGGGCUUCCAAAGAGAUAUUUGCAACACUAUUGUGGCUGUCUUGUGGGUUGGAUUGGACCCAGCGUUCGCAUCAAGUGAUAGGUACGUACCGAGUGCGAGAUCUCGCGGACAUUCAAGUCAAAAGCAGAUUUGUUCUGAGAUAUUGUUCGUAAUUGAAUCUAAUACGAAUAUCUUUCAUGUGUCAUAUCAUUUCAACGGCAGUGCGAAAGAUGACUGCAACAGAUCUAUCCAAACCAUUAUACAAUGUCUUCUGGAUAGAGUGCGUUGGGAAGCAGAAGCGCACGAUGAGCAGAGUAAUUGUAGCAAAGAUGGCGUCAAUGUCUCUUACGAGCAGUGUCUUGAAAGACUUUCAGAACGAAUCUGCACCACCUGGUCGACGAAAUUAGGACGCGGUCUAAAGGGGACGGAUGCAUACGACGAUGAUCAAGCGUGGCUUUCGUUGGCACGGACUGUUGCCAUGCUCGAAAAUAUGGACAUAUCAUUUGAAGAUGAAAACGACGGCCAACAUAGAACCAUUUCAUCCUUGAAAGAUUUCCAGUUGUGUUUGUGCGAGAGCAUCCUGAAUCGUGCUUUCAGCUAUAAACAUGAUGAUCGGAACAAAAACCGCAAGGAAACGAAGACUGAAACAUCUAACACUGACAACUGGGUGCCAAGUCGAGUGAAAGAAGAAAUGGUUAAAUUGGGAAUACCAGAUGAGGCUCGCUCUUCUCAAUCUUGGAAAGCCUUAGCUUUAGCUUGUAUAGGCUUGGCCAAGCUUGCCAUUUUCUUUCCUGAACGUGAAGCGAGCAAGUGCUUCGCCACGAUGCAUAUAUGUACAGUUUGCUUUCGACUCGCUGUUGUAGAUUUGCAGAAGACAAUUAAAGAGAGAUGCCUGAAUGAGACAAAGAAGGAGGAUUUCGAAGAAAAUGAAAAUGUUCAGCCUUCAAACAAAUCCGACACUGCUGAUUCUUCAGAAAGUGUUACAGACAACAACAUUUUGGAAAAGCAUGCUCUCUACGAUGCCUUUGAGCGAAUCGAAAGUCUUACUCAAAUGAUCUCAAGCAGGACUCGUGUGCUUAUUAUGCAAAACAUUUGCUACCCAUGGGCUAGUCACAUGGCUGAGACCAUGCGAACCUACGCUCGUUUACAAAAGGGGGAAUUCACUCCUGCGUUCUUAAAAGAUACGCCUUUGAAGCAACAGGCAAAGAUCAAUGCCUUCUUUAAUAGCAGCUAAACCGAUUAUCUACUGAGCUACUGACUUUUUGAAACUGUGGCAAAAGUGCUCUACGUGACCUAGACGAGCUGGGUGUGGUAUGGAGACAGGAGCAAUCGAAAGGAUAUACUUAUAGUAUGCAGAUAUCUUCUAUCCUCAAGGUUAUGGGUAGCUAGUAGUAGCAGUAGCAGUAGUAGCAGUAGUAGAGACAAGGGUGGUAUUUUGCUACUAGUAGUGUCAGUACCAGGAGCUAUAUUUGCUGUAAACUUCUUAACAGAGGUAGUAGUAGUAGUAGUAGUAGUAGUAGUAGUAGUAGUAGUAGUAGUAGUAGUAGUAGUAGUAGUAGUAGUAGUAGUAGUAGUAGUAGUAGUAGUACAUCAGAUGCUACUACACAAAUGAAUCCUCCCAAGACUCAAAAAUUCAAUAAUUAUUGUGAUCAGUC